AUGUCAAACUACUACCAGCAACCAUCAUACGGCCCCGGCCCCGGCGCAGGCGCCCAGAACCUGCAGUUCUACCCCUCCUCCUACUCCCCCGCUGCCGUCUCUGGCCAUGCGACCCCACAACAAGCCUCGUACGGCUACGGAGGCCAGCCCUCCGGUGGGCAGUUCGGUGCCGGCGGUGCUGGAGGCUUUGGUGGUGCGGGCGCCUUCGGUGCCGCGGCGGGUGUGUCGGGACGCAUGGGCGAGCAAGGAGGACUGAGGACCGGCUGGCUCGCUGCUUUCUCGACGGAAGGUUACGACAGAGAGCCGCCCUUGCUUGAGGAGCUCGGCGUCAACUUUGGACAUAUCCAAGGAAAGACCCUCGCAGUCCUUAAUCCCUUCCGUCGCAUCGAUCAACACAUCAUGGACGAUUCAGAUCUGGCAGGUCCCAUCCUCUUCUUCCUGCUAUUCGGUACCUUCCUGCUCUUCUCCGGCAAAGUCCACUUCGGCUACAUUUACGGUCUAGCCCUCCUCGGCAGCACCUCCCUGCACGUCAUCCUCUCCCUGAUGACCCCUACCGACGUCCACCCGUCCGCCACCGCAGCUCCCCAAGCACCGCAAUACGGCGGCGGCCCAGGCUACCCCGGCGCCGAUUCCCACGACCACCCCGCCCGGACAGGCCACUUCUCGAGCACUCUCACCUUCGCCCGCUCCAGCUCCGUGCUGGGAUACUGCCUGCUCCCGCUCGUCGCCACCAGCCUCGUCGGCAUCGUGAUGCCAAUGGACACACCCCUGGGUAUCGUCCUCACGACAAUGGCCAUUCUCUGGUGCACGUACUCCGCUUCGGGCAUGUUCUGCGCCGUGGGAAGGAUGCGUGGCAUGCGCGGACUUGUAGCGUACCCGCUGGCUCUGUUCUACGUCGGUUUCGGCAUCAUGGGCAUCUUCAGCUCUAGGGGUAGCGGAUCCUUGGUCAAGGCCGCCGCUGGACUGAAGGCAUGA
Colletotrichum truncatum is the source of this 975-nucleotide messenger RNA. RefSeq names its product YIP1 domain-containing protein. Gene Ontology annotation, cellular component: trans-Golgi network. Lineage: Eukaryota; Fungi; Ascomycota; Sordariomycetes; Glomerellales; Glomerellaceae. Gene Ontology annotation, biological process: endoplasmic reticulum to Golgi vesicle-mediated transport; vesicle fusion with Golgi apparatus. The record is from RefSeq and is a predicted model, not a curated record.